GCCCCUCUGAGCCUUCCUUCGGCGAGCCGAGCGAGGGCCGCGGGCUGGAGGCGACGUGCGCGCCGGCAGAAGCGCGGGACUCCUCCUCGGUCUCUUUCGCCUGCCUCCCGCCUCCCCCCGUCUCUCCAUCUGGUUCGGUCCUCGCGAUGCCGUCGUCGGUUCGUGCCUCCCGCUGGCGCAGCCCAUCUCUCCUCCGCUGAAGGGGGGGCGGCGGCGGAUGGAGAGAUCGAGAGCGCGAGUCGCCUCUCCCGCUUCGUGCCUCCUCGCCUCGCUCUCCCCGGGGCUGGCCAUCCUCCCCGGCCGGCUGAUGGUGACACUCCGGUCCGUGCUCUUCUGGGCUCUCGUGUACGCUUACUGCGGCCUGUGCGCCUGCAGGGAGCUGCUGAAACUUUUGUGGAGCCUCGGCACGAGGCCGGCCAAGACCUUCCAGUGGCUCAUCCGGGAGAACCCGCCGGGCUGCCUCAACGACCCUUGCUGGGGGACUCACUGCUAUGUCCGGAUCAAGGUAAACAGGAGCUUGCGGGGAGGGACGGCGCCGUCCUCACGAGCUGCGGGGUCUGCGUGUCUGCGGGGAGGGAGCCUCGCUUCUGCUGCCCAGGGCAAAGGGGGCACUCGAUCGCCCUCUUCGUGGGAAAGGACAAGCACAGGCAGAAAGAGGCUUGCCUUGCUUUCCUCCUCUCUCUCUCUCUCUCUCUCUCUCUCUCUUUUGCUCCUUCCUUCCCUCCUUCCCAGUUCUGUCGCUGCUGGAAAACAAGGCAGGAUGCAGCCCAUAGAAAGGGUUGUGUUUGCUCCACAAACACACACAUUGCUGCAGAUAGAUGGGUGCACACACAUGUCAUCCUGUGCACACCACACACACACACACACACACAACAUAUAUAUAUAUAUAUAUAUAUAUAUAUAUAUAUAUAUAUAUUUGGGGAGGCAGGGGGCGUUAUGGAGGAGGCGGGCUUGCAAGCAGCAGUCCAUUUCCGAGAUGCGAACAGUGAGAAUAAGUCGGGGCGUGCGAGCUCUCUGGUGUGUCCUGGUGUUGACGGACCACCCGUUUUGUCUGGUUGUGAUGUGCCAAAACCUAUAGCGGGUCAUGAUCUGUGUGGGUCAUGAUGGGUACAAAGCCACUGUGUGUGACUGGUUUUGACAUUCCUGUCUGGAACAGACGCCCCCUGCCCCCCCAAAAGAGAGAGAAAGCCUUGAGAGGAAAUGUGAAUAUAAGCAACCAGUGUGCAGACAUGAGAGGCAAUGCAUUCGAGGUGAUUUGCAAACACGCUACUCAACCUUUCGGUAAUUGCUUCAGGAAAAAGUCUGGGUGCUUAACUUAACUCCUGGUUUGCCCGAUCUUCUUAAUCUCCGCAGGCACCGAGUAAAAGUCCAGUAUCUGGUCCAUAUGUGGUAUCUGAGGCAGAACUUUUUGGUGAGAAGGCAUUGGUGGCUCUCUCUUUAAUCAGAUUUAUUUAUAAUUUUAAAAUGCUUGGAGAGUAGGUACACUCUUCCAGCAUGCACACAAAAAGGUCUGCGAGCCCACACUGGGGGGAGUCAAAAUUGUCUAGUCUCAAGGCAGAAACUGUGGUGGCGCAUGAAUCAAAUGUCAUCUUUGAAGUGCAGAGGCCAUGUCCUUGAUUCCAGGUCCCAAAUUGCUUCAGCAGCAUUCAUAUCUCUUGACUUGCCCUGGAUUCAUCAACUCAGCAUCAUCAACUCAGGGAAGAAGGACAUUGGUGGGACUAGUUUAUUGAUUCUUUUGCCCUUCCAAAAUGAUAAAUAGAAGAUGCACUAUACUCGUCUACAAUUGUUUGCAGGCUUCAUUUUCUCAUUAAUAAAAAGUAGCCCAUUAGUGUUCCCAGGAGCUGUGAGGAAUGAAGACAUGACGUGCUUCUGCCUACUGAAAAGAAAUACAAGCUAGGUCAGAAUGGCAAGGCUAGUUGGUCAUCAGAUCCAAUCCACCCCACUGCUUCUAGUUCUACCCCAUGGAGCAUCAGAGAUCAUGGUGUGCUCGACACCCCUUCAGAUAUUGGCCCCGAUCAUGCCUCACCUUAAUAUUUUCCUGCCAAACCUACCCAACUCUUUCAAGCAUCUUCCUACAGCUUAAUGCAUGGAUCUUAAGUAGAAUUCCACAUUGCAUACGACUAUUAGGGAGGCACAAAUCAGAACUUCCUCAUGUUGAUUUCUUCCUCUCUUACUGCUAACGUAUAGAAUCAGUUACUCUUUGCCAUGAUAUUAGCAUGCUUUGUUGCUUCCGCCACCCCGCCAGCACCAACCAAAUGAUGUGAGCCAAUUCAGAUGUGAGGAUCCCAACAUGGGAUGAAUGAUCCUACACAAUGGGGUGGGGGAGAACUUGGCACAUGGAAUCCACUUUCAGUGACAUCCCAUGUUCUGUGUAGCAAGCGGUUCUGUCCUUUAAAUGGUUCUGAAACUGUAUCUUUCCAUGCAUUGAUCCACUACCAAAAGGAAGGAAGGAAACUUAGAAGAGCCGAGGCCAAAGUGCUUCUGGGUCGACCACAAACAGGACAUGAGAUCAAAGAAAAGUUAGGUUUGCAAGUUUCCUUGCAGUUUGUUGGUAAGAGCUUGAAAUGCAGUGGUACUGACGAUAAUGACUCCCGUUAAGAACUUCACACGCUUGUUGUGAAACAUUGCGGGGGAAAUAUAUUGCAGAGUUGGAACUUCGAUAUGCACUUAAUUUCUAUAAUGCCGUUGAAAUUUUCCCUAAGAAAAUGAAUUAGCAGUAUAUAUCAAAGCAUUGUAAGGUAUGUAAAAGCACUGUUGAUACUUUAAAUUGAAUUACCCACCCAGUCAGUUAGCAGUAGUUAAGUACCCUUAACUACAAUAGAAAUAAAUUAUGUAGAUGUAAUGGCUGUGGAGAAAAUUCCUAUAAACGAAAGAAUAGAAAUCUAUGCUCAAUCUAUAAAACCAUAGCUAACUUGAAAUUUUAGUGAGAAGUUCUUUUCAUGCACAUCUAAAAUCAAGCAAGUUUUAUUUAUGGCGAUAAAGUAUUUAACAGCGAGUCAUGUGGCUAUUAUUCUAAAACUUAGGACAUAUGCCAAUAUCUAGAACCCGAUGCAAACAAAUUUGCAUGGCAAUUUAUUUCCCUUGCUCUGAAAUGAACAAAGCAAGUUUUGCAGCCAUAAGAGUAAGAUGAGGGAGAACCUCUUUCUAGAAGGGUGGCUGGGCUGCAAGGCUGGGACACUCGCAUCUCCAGGAAGCACCCUGUUUGAGUGAGUACAAGUGUGCCGUUAAAUAGAACUUGCCAUGGUUUGUUCUUGUGGCAGCACUGCUAGGCACUUGGGAGCCAUAAAACCAGCACAGUGUCAAGUUAAGCACCACUUGCGGGAGUGCCAGCUUGGACCCACAACCGUGGGUGCCAGGGGCUGUGGGUACCAUAUAGUGUGCAUGGCCCUGGAGCCGAAAUUUGUGGGUGCUCGGCCCCUUCAUGGGGGAUUUUGUGGGUGCUUAGGCACCCCAGGACCCCAGAGAGUCGGCACCUAUGACCACAUACCUCCACCACUGCCUCAUUUUGUCCUCGGGGAAAGGUGCUGGGUGUCCUCUCACAUGCAGCAGUAUUCAGAAGCGCACACUGGCUGUCUCCAGUGAAUUACUUCAUAAGAUGCUGCUGCUGCUGCAUACUUUAUCAGCUAAUUGCAUGUUGAUUUGGCCAUCAAUCUCAUCAUCUGUCUUGCAAUGGCACUUCAGGCCUACUGACUUUUUUUGUAAAAUAAAUUAAGUGCCUCUUGAAUAUUAAUUCAUUGAAUAAAAGCAUGAAACACUGUUCCCCAUAUCAGUCAGUCUGGGCUGCUCAUGAUGUGGGUGGGAUAGGGCCUUCUCUGUAGUGGUGCCCCAGCUACAGAAUCCUCCCCAGCCCUCCUGGAAGCAUGGAUGAAUACAACACUGCUUCCAUUGCUUGGUAAAACACACACUUACUUUCCUAGGCCGUUGCAUGUUUUGUUGGAUUGCUUUAUGAAAUUGUUUUGUGCUGUUCUGUUGGUUAAUGAAUUAAAAUUUUAAUGAGUUGUUUUAUGUAGCUGUUGGAAUCCACUCUGUGAACACGAGGUGAUGAAAAGUGGUCCAUAAAUGCAAAAAAGAAAAAAAUACAAUGUGAAUUUUUGUUUGUUGCAAAACAGCUUUGGAGAUGGGAGGGGUAGAUGGACAACAUCACAGAUACUAGCCAAUCAACUCUUGGCAGAGUUGCUUUCUUCAUGGAGAGGGAAAUGUUUGUCAAAAGAUAAUGUUUAGAGCUCUUCAGCUGGAGAUGAAAAUUUUCAUGUCACUUCUGUUUUGCGUGUUUUUUUCCUUGAUAACAGCUUAUUCCAUUAGUUCUAAGAAUAUUUAUAGAAUUAAUUAUGUAUGUAUAAGGAGGAAGGAUCAGAUAAUGAUUAAAUUAGUUUAGCAAGCAUGGCUUUUCCUACUCUGUGAAUUGUUGUUCUGCGAAGGAAUAACUAGAGGGCAGGAAUGGAGAACCUGUGACCCAAUAUUGCUGGACAACAAUCCCCAUCGUUCCUCACCAUUGGCCAUGAAGGUUGGGGCUGAUGGGACUUGGAGUCCACAAACAUGAGCAAAGCUUUCCUUUCCUGCUGUGAGGAAUCUGCAACAUCUUCACAAUCCAGCUGUGAGGGAGUGAGGAGAAGCCAGGUCAUAUAUACACUGGCUUUAAGAUGUCCUUGGCUUUACUGCUUAGAGAAACCUUAGUUCCCAAGCGCUUUACCAAUUUUGCCACAAGAUUCAUUUUACCACGACUUCAGAAUAAUGAAGCGGCAGCCACAUCAACCUCUCUCAAUUAUCCGGAGCCAUCUUCUUGCACUGCAGCUGAGUGUUCGCCUCUCACAGCUGGCUGAUGUCAAGCAUGAAAUGAAGAGAGGCUCUCAAGAUAGUUGCUAACAGACAAAGAUCCACAGCGCCUGGCUGGUGUCCUUAUUAGCACUCUCAGCAGAGAGCUUGUUUGUUGAUCUGAAAUAGUAUGAGAAGUAAUGUGACAACCGGUUGAAGUAGAAGUUUGCCUGACACCACUAUGGCCCUAUUAAGGCUUCGGCGGAAAGCCUGUACAGUUGCAGUGUCCGACCUAGGGUACGUACACACUGUCUUAAUUUUGCAGAAGCCAAUGCUCCUGAUAAGGUGACAGAGGACAGGUGUCUGCAGCAUAUUUCAUAACAAGCUCCAAUUAGCUUUCUUUUCCAGGUGUUGCCUGUCAUCCCUGCCUGAACCAGAAACAAGGAACUGCAUAAAUCCUUUUAAGUGCUUGCUUGAUUUGUGCAAAGUCGCCAUAAAGUGGAACAUCCCCCAUGUUCCUCCUCCUCUGUUCCUCCCAUGCUCCUCCACCCUCCUUGGAAACACCUGGAUGCACAUCCACAAAUAGCACAAGAAUCCAUAAAACAAGGAGUUGUGAAAUAGUCCUGCUAAGGUGCAGACAGACGGCAAAUAUUCCUGGAGGUGGGGACAGUGUGCUCUCAAGUAAGUUUGACCAGUCCGAUGCCAUGUGAUGGAGAGCCUGGUGUGAAUAUUAGAACGGUCAGUCGGUUAGAGAAAUCUUAACUAAUACUGUGCAUAUAUUUUCAGGGUUUAUUUUGGAUGGUGACCUCAUGUGCCACACUAGGCACCAUGGGGAAGGGCAGAAUGCACACAGAAGGUCUCAUGUUUGACAUCUCUUCCCAAAGAGCCACUGCUGGUACAGUUGUACCUCAGAAGCCAAACGGAAUCCGUUCCGGAAGUCCAUUUGACUUCCGAAAGGUUCGAAAACCAAGGCGCGGCUUCCAAUUGGCUGCAGGAAGCUUCUGCAGCCAAUUGGAAGCCACGGAACUCAUGUCCAACGUUCGGGUUCCAAAGAACGUUCGCAGACCGGAACACUCACUUCCGGGUUUGCAGCGUUCAGGAGCCAAAACAUUCGAGUCGCAAGGUGUUUGACUUCCAAGGUAUGACAGUACUGAGCUACCAGACUAAUGAUUUGAUUCAGUAUAAAGCAGCUUUCUAUAUUCCUAUUCCUUUCUGUGUGUGAGAGAGGCGAAAGGUCUCAGAAGUUACCUACCUGCCACCCACUCUGAAAGUACUUACAUUAGAAAAUAAUUAACAUUUUAAAAAGACCACUACUCACCUAAUUGGAGGCCCCCUUUUCAUCGGUCUGAAGCUUUUAAACUGGUGAGGCAUUGUAUCCUUGUUUAACACUGCACCUUCAGUGAUAAUGCAGCCAAACCCAUCAUGAAAUGAAAGGGAGCGAGUUGAAAGAAAACAUGACAGCAUGCUAUUGGUCUUAUGAAUGCAGAGAAAUAAUGGACUGCUGCAACUUUCCGUGUGACUCUUGAGAAGCACGAAAUUCAAGCUACCCUUUGAACAAAGCUCUUCUCCAUACCUGAACAUUCAUCGGUGAAUAUAAAAACACAACUUGUCUUCUCUUUCACUUCCAGGAUUCCGGGUUAAGAUUCCACUAUGUGGCUGCUGGAGAGAGGGGCAAGCCGCUUAUGCUUCUUCUUCAUGGCUUUCCGGAGUUCUGGUAAAACUCUUCCUUUAUGUUAGUUUUAUGCCACAUAUGCUUCUGUUUAUGAACUACAUAUGCAAGAUCAAUACCCAUGUGCGUUUCGUUAUAGUUAUUAUUAAUCUGUACAGAGGCACCAGCUUCCCUUGACAAUUGGGGAGCCCUGACGGGACAUCGUGCAAUGUCUGAACAUUGAGGUGGGCCCAGUCCCCUUAAAAAAAAAACCAACCCAACAUUUGGGGGGGUGGGAAACUGCCUCAGCCCCUAGGAAUCAGCACCUAUGAAUCUUUAUCCUGCUUUUGUCCAAGAACUCUUAAAUUAGUAGCUAUUGUAUCAUACAUGCCUUGAUCAAGGCAUGGUAACUGGUAUUACCCAUACAUGUUGCACAUAGCAGACAGGGACCUAAAUCCUAAUUGUCUACCCGCUACCUGAAAAUUUGACAUGUGUAUGUGUACUUGAAAGGCAAUCAAGGUCAGUGUGUAUAGGAGUGCAAAUUAAACCUUAUCAAAGUUGUUUUGCAGGGAUGGGGGAACCCAUGGCUUUCCACGUGUUGUUGGAGUUCAUCUCCCAUCAUUCCCAACCAACACGGCCAGUGGUCAAGGAUGAAGGGAGUUGUAUCCCAGCAACAUCUCUGGAAGAGCACCGUUCCUGCGCUGUUGUUUGGUUAUAUGACUUUUUCUGUGGAUUUUGCCCUAUUAGUUAUAUUUUAUACAGGGGUGCCAACUUGAGUAAAAUAUUGGGGGGCAGUAAUCCCCCCCCCCCAUAAUCAACCACAUGAUGUGGUGCAUACACACCAUUUGAAUGGCAAUGCCCAUCAGUUUGGGGGAGCAGCCCCCCAAAAUAUUUUAUUGGGGGGCGAAGCCCCUAGGAGUUGGCUCCUAUGGCUUUAUAAAUGCCACAAAAGGCUAUAGCUUCAAAUGUAAAGUAUUUACUGUCCAAAAUUUGUUUUGUUUUUCAUUUUUAUUAAAGAGAAAACAUUUUUUUAAAAAAUCUUACGUUGUAACAAAGGAAAGGAAAGUCAGAGAAAAAAGGGCACCAACUUACCAUUUGUGUUCUAGCAUAUUAAAAGUUACCUUCUUUUCCAUAAAUCUAUCAAUCUGCAUUCCUAAGAAACAUAAUAAUAAGAUACGAAGUAAUACAAACUUAGAUAAGAGAGCAAACAUGAAGGGGUUGAGGAUAGCAUUUUCUAUCAUAUAUUAACCAAAGUCAUGUUGCUAUUCUUUUUUAUAUUUACAAUGGAAAACUUCAUUCUAAGUUUUAAAAAAAUGAAAGAAAAAAGUCGGGCAUUCCAAAUACCAGCAAAUACCUUAAAGAAAGACACUAAAGUAUCUACCAGUUAAUCAGGAACUGAUCUUCUACCAGCCUAGGGGCCAAACCAAAUAUGUAUGUAUGCUUGAAUGUGAGGAUCUAUGGGCCACUCUGGACAACCUGUUUAUUGAGUGUUCAUCCUGAUUUGCUUGUAAAGAUUAUGCGGAGGUGACAUUAUAGCCGAUCUUUACUCAGCAUUUGUGUUUAUUUGUUUCCAGGGCAGUUAUACAACAGCAAGCAUUUGUCCUACAUCCAUUCUGAUUUACGGGGUGUUUAUACAUCUUCCUGUUAAGUCAUUCUUCUCCACUUUUUAAUGCGUUUCACUUUCCAGACCACUGAUUUUUUCAAAAACGGAUUUGUUGCAAAAUAGUGACACUCCGGAGGCACCCUAUGUUUGCCGCUAUAUGGUGGAAGUGAAAUACCUAAAUUGGCUGUCCCUGACCAAAUUAUAAAGUUACAAGCUUUAAUAAUUCCAGCAACUUUAAAACGGAGAAACAGGUACAUAUUUGCCCUGGACAGUUCAUAACCUCACACCCUUGUUCCAUGCUCCAGCAUCCCACCAGGUCAAACUGGAGUGCAUGGGGAUGGGAGCAAAACUCACCCACUUCACCUAAACAUUUACCUCCCCAUGCUGUGCUCCAUUAAUUCGUACCCCCAACAAGCCAGCUAAGAUGUUGGAAGUGACGUCAGCGGGAGCAAAACACAGGGAAGACUCUGGUUCUCUGGGGCUACUUUAUUCCCUAGACCAGAGUUUCCCAAACUUAAGUCUCCCACUGUUUUUGAACUACAACUCCCAUCAUCCCUAGCUAGCAGGACCAGUGGUUAGGGAUGAUGGGAAGUGUAGUCCAAAAACAGCAGUUUGGGAAACCCUGGUCUAGACAAUAAUUGUGGGUCUGAAAGUGUGUUUUCUGAUCCAUCACUGUGGGGUGACAUUGAUCCUCUUGGCGCCAACUUCUGGUAAGGGUUUCACAAUUGAAUAUCUGCAUCUGAUGUCCUGUAUGAAAUUAAAAAGUGAGCUAUAAAAUGAAAGUUUGGAAUAGUUCUGUUUCAUAUGACUUGAAGGCAUUUCCCCCUUCCUUACUUGUGAAAUUUGGCCAUAACUUGAUUAAAAUUUGAUAGGGCCCAGAUAAAAUUGCCUCAUUAGCUGGGUAGAUGACCAUCCCUGGUUGACAAUAUGGCUUGUAGCUUAUGUAUCUAACUAGUUUAAUGGAAUAUAAGGUAAACAAUUUGUUAUAUAGGCCAACAUUAGCAUAACACCGCAGUUCACACUGGUGCUAUUUUAUUUUUUUAAAUGCAGUAUUGAAAUAAUUUAUGAGGUUAAAAAUAUGUAUGAUUGACUGUGGGAGAAUCACGGCAUAAAGUACUCCAGCUAAAAAUACCAUAGUUAUCUACGCAGAUUGUAUUUAUGAUGCUGGUGCCUUUUAUUGAAACAAAAAGAUGAAAUGAUCACUGAAGAGCAUUUCAAAGUGCCUGAAAAACUUCCACUUUUAAAGAGUGAAAACAAGUUAUGCAAGAGUAACUCAUAUUUACAAAAUAGGUUAGCAUCUUGUUUCAAGGUUAAAGUUUGGGCAAACAAAAUAAAUAGUCAAAAUAAACUGAUAUGGAGAAGAUGAGAAGGCAAAAUUAGCUGAUUACAUACACAAUUGACUGUAAGUAUCUCUUAAUGUCUUCUUCUUCUUUGGCGAUCACUCGUAGCUGAGUAAGAUUGUCUUCCAUAAACACGGUUUUAACAAUGAGUCUGUAAGUGACUGUGGAGGCCAAUACUGGAUCCACACGCCCUUCCACAGUGGGGACAUUGGUUUCCGGGCAGGAGUUGAUCAUGGUGUGGAUUUGCCAAGUGUGACUUCCUCUUAGCACGUUUCUCCCUUGCGUCCCGUGUUCGAGUGUCUUCAAAGCCCAUGACACCUUUGGUAAAGCUGUUCUCCAACUGGAGCGCUUGUAGGCCAGUGUUUCCCAGUUAUCAGUGUCUAUACUACAUUUUUAAGAUUUGCCUUGAGACAGUCUUUAAACCUCUUUUGUUGACCACCAGCAUUACACUUUCCAUUUUUAAGUUCGUAAUAGAGUAGUUGCUUUGGAAGACGAUCAUCAGGCAUCCGCACAACAUGACCAGUCCAACAAAGUUGAUGUUGAAGAAUCAUUGCUUCAACACUGGUGAUCUUUGCUUCUUCUUCUUAAUGUAUAGUCCAUAUGUAUCUACCCAAACCUUAAGUCUGAGUGACUCUGUUGAAUGAAGUGAGGCAGAUAACCAUCAAGAUAAGGGCCUUUUUGAUAGUGGUACCCCGGCUAAAGAACAGCCUUCCCAGAGAGAUUUGCCUGGAACCAUCCUUGUGGUCUUUUCAUCCUCUCUGUUCACUCCAGGCUUUUAAAUAAUUUUAAAAUCUGUGUUUUAACUUGGGGGGUGCGAUGGCUCUUGUUUUCAUCUUUGGAUUUUUAUGGUUUCAGCUCUUAUUUUGCAUUUAAAUUGUUUUCAUACUUAUUUGUUUUAAGUUGCCCAGAGAGCUUCAUGCAAUUGGAUGUCAUACAAAUGUUGCAAAACAACAACAACAACAACCCAAUAAUACAAAUAAAAGGGGGGGAAUCAAUAAUAAUCUCAAGUCAUAGGUGGAAGGGCAGGGUUCAAUUCAUACAUUAUUUUUAAAAACAAAUUUUUAUUGGUUUUUAAACAAAUACAAUAACCAUUAAACACUUACCCAGCAGUACAUGUAAUUGUGUUUGUUUUCAAUCCUUACAUUACUGCAGUGGUGACUUGAUCAUAGAAUCAUAGAAUUGUAGAGUUCAAGGGUAUGCCAAAGGUCAUUUGAUCCAAACCCCUGGGAUGCAGGAAUCUCAUCCACAAGGAAGCUUCUGAUCUGACUAGUUAAUUGGAUAGUCUAAGAAUUAAUCCAGAGGUAGCCAAGCCAAUACCUUCUUUGGGUAUGGUUGGACUAAAACUCCCAUCAUCCCUGACCUUGGCCUUGCAGGUUGGGGAUAUUGAGAGUCUAGUCCAACAUCAUUUGGAGAUUAGGGUGUGUAAGUCAGUGGGCAAACUCUGAUGCUUUUAAAAACCUUUACCUCUAUUGCUAAACUUGAUCCAAACCUCAAGAGUGCAGCUUCGGACAAGUAGCACGAUGCUCAUAUAGUUUUUGUUCCUAGUAGCAGUUUGGCUACUGUAAUAACAUAUGAAUGGGGAAUAAGUUUGAUGGGAAACAGAUAUAAAGAUUUCAUGCUGUGAAAUACGUUAUAGCCACAUGCGAGAUGCUAAUAAUAUGCUAAUAAUUGGCAUAUUUUCUAAAUACGCACAUAUUUACACUGUUGGGCUUGGGGUAUCCUUUGCUCUUGCUUGUCUGAAGAACCUUCAUGGUAGUCUAGAGAAUUGUCUGAGGUAACUAUACACUUCUAUGGGUAAAAGCAGCCUGGCCAGUGCUUAGAGAGGGAAACAGAAAGAUUCUAAGCUUCUCCCAGAGAUAGGUAUGAUUUAUUUAUUUUACAUAACUGAUAUGCUAUAAAUGGGUUUGCAGAAAAUAGGACUUGCUUCUCAUGAACAGCAUUUAUAGGGAGAUUGGCCCCUGCCUCACAGUUUAAACAACAACAACAGGGCUCUGGGGAAAUUGGAGUGGGACUGAAAAAGACGCCAUUGUGUUUCCUGAGCACUGCAUAUUUGGGAAGAAGAGGGGGACUGUGGAGCUUUUGAAAACUGGACCCACCAAAAUAAAUAGCAUCUCCAAUGAAAAGAAAAUCUAUACUUUGGACUAUCCAACAAUUUAUUCAGAGUUUAAAAUAAUAGAGAGAGAAAGGCAAACAGGAUGUGAAGGGAAAAAAAUAUAUAAAAUUUCCUUCCAGUAGCACCUUGGAGACCAACUAAGUUUGUUAUUGGUACGAGCUUUCGUGUGCAUGCACACUCCUUCAGAUAUAUCUUCAGAGAAAUCUAGGAUAUGAAGAGAGAUGCAAGAUCCUUUUCAAACUAUUUUUAACGAAGCUUUUAAAAAUAUUUUAAAUUAUUCAGAGUGGUCAUGGCCGUUCAGUGACAAUGGAAACUGAUGGGCAAUUAGGCAGCUCUUUGUCCAAGCCAUCUUAGAAUGCACUUUGAGCCGCCCACCUGAAAGGAUGUGUUUUCAGACCAGUUUUGUUUAAGAUAAUGUGCAGUGGAGAAGACUCCUUUGUGCAUUAUUCACGGACGGCAAUAUUGCAUCAAGAUAUCUGGGUUUUUUUAUGUGGAUCAUCUCCAUGCAAAUGGAGAUCUAUAAAGGUCCGUUGUUGGGUGUUUGGGAGUGUUGGUGUUGUUGUUUUUAUGUGCCAGUCUUAGGUAUCAGAAAAUUCCUAUGCAGAUGAAAAGCACAGCUUUAUAACACAUACUGUGUAUGCAGAAAAGCCUUUGCUCAAUCCCUAGCAAGGAAGGGAGAUGAAAAAUGGGAGCACCUAGAAGAAGAGAGGUUGGGGGCCCUGGGAGUAGGGAUGUGAGGGACCAUAAGGAGAGGGGGGAACAGUCAUGAAGAGGGGUGUAUGUGAGUGAGAAAAACCCAGCCAGGGAAAGAGAUCGGGAUUUGUUGUGACAGAGUUGGCUAUUAGGGAAAGAGGAUUGCAGAAAAAGAGGUGGGUUGGUUGGCAGAGGGGAAAUGAGUGAAUCAAGAGUUAAGGGAUGUACAUAUCAUCAUUUGAAGGGAUGCAGGUGGCACUGUGGGUUAAACCACAGAGCCUAGGACUUGCCGAUCAGAAGGUCGGCGGUUCGAAUCCCCGCGACGGGGUGAGCUCCCGUUGCUCGGUGCCUGCUCCUGACAACCUAGCAGUUCAAAAGCAUGUCAAAGUGAAAGUAGAUAAAUAGGUACCGCUCUGGCGGGAAGGUAAACGGCGUUUCCGUGUGCUGCUCUGGUUUGCCAGAAGCGGCUUAAUCAUGCUGGCCACAUGACCCGGAAGCUGUACGCCGGCUCCCUCGGCCAAUAAAGCGAGAUGAGCGCCGCAACCCCAGAGUCGGCCACGACUGGACCUAAUGGUCAGGGGUCCCUUUACAGUGGUACCUCUGGUUAUGUACUUAAUUCGUUCUGGAGGUCCGUUCUUAACCUGAAACUGUUCUUAACCUGAAGCACCACUUUCGCUAAUGGGGCCUCCCACUGCUGCUGCGCUGCUGCCGGUCGAUUUCUGUUCUCAUCCUGAAGCAAAGUUCUUAACCCGAGGUAUUUCUGGGUUAGCGGAGUCUGUAACCUGAAGCGUAUGUAACCCGAGGUACCACUGUACUUUAUAUCAUCAUUUACUCUGGUUCCAGUGUGCUCCCACCACUGCUGCUUAAAACCGAGUAAACAUGACAUCAGCCACAAUAUACAUGCAUCCUGUAGUUUCUCGAGAAAUACUCCUAACUGAUGCCUUUCCCAUCAAAUCAGCUUCCAUCCGACUUGAAAACUCAAGCCGCAGUUAAGUUCAGCCGUAACGUGCGUGCCGAAGACACCUUCCUUCAGUAGCAGUUUAGGGGGUUGCAGACAUGGGGGAAUGAAACAGGUAAUGCAUUCGGGGCGACCACCACACCCUCUCUGGUGUGCACAGCAAGCGUUAGUGCGACUUGAAUCACAGUGCGGGGAAACGACAUUGCAGCAUUUUAAGCUACUAAUGUGUACAUACCGUUUACUGAAGAGGAACUGAUUUGAGGCAGAUGCUGGGUGAGUAAUGCAUUUGGGAGAAAUUUAUCAGAUGGUGCUUUUCCUAUUAAUCUUGGGUGAACAAAGUAAUUUUAGAGGAAUGCGUUUGGAGGUGAUUGGGGGAAAAUAAUGAGCUCGCUUUCUGUGAAACUGGUGUUCUGCUGGAACUGAAAAAUGUAGGCUCAAAGGAGUCUACCUGUGCCUGGUUUUAUGCUUCCUGUGCCUGGUUUUGCCUUCCAUUAAAUGGGUGUGCUUCAUUGUGCUAGUAACAUUUGUGACUAAUCACAUCCACAGUUGCCAUUUUACGACUGACCAUACCCCCAUGGUAGCCAUCUUUGCAAUAAUGUCCACAACACUUUCUUAAAAUUCCCAAUGUGCCUUUGGGCUGAAAAGAUUGAGAUCUUUGCAUACUUUCCUGUGCAAUCUGGAAAUUUCAGAGUCAAAGUUCAAUAGUUCUACAGGCAUAAUUAUAUGUAGGUGAGGCUCUUCUCCUUGCUAACAACAAGGCAGUUAUAUAGGCUUAAAUGACCAGGUGAUGUAUAGUACAUUAUUAUUAGCUUUAGUUGCAAUAGAAUUCAUUGCCACACACCGUAUAUAGCACCUUCCAGGAUCCUUUUAAUCUUGACCCCUUUGUUAUCCAGUCAUAGUCAAUUAUAUGUUUAAAUGAAUAAUAUUCAAACUCAGGCUAUUUGUGCUUAUUUAAUUCAUUUUUCUUAUUAACUUCCUAAAAUAUAAUACAUUUGAGUGGUUCUACCCAGGUACUACUGGUGAAAUUAUAUGGAAGUACCAAAUCACUGACAGCUGUUAAUCUUCAUCAUAAGAGACAGCUGAGAUUGACUGAAGAGCUGAUUGAGAAAUACAGCAGGAAGGAAAAAAAUCACAGAAUUUCGUUAAUUUGCUGCAUGUAUUACAUCUUCUUUUGAGCUGGAGAGCAAACAAGUUUUCUUGCUUUUUAUCUUCUGAAAAAGAGCCAAACUUUAUCCAUCUGAUUACUCCUGAGGCCUAUUUCUUCUGGUCCAGAUAGUCGUUUGUUUGUUUGUUUGUUGUUGUUUUAAAAGGCAAAAAAGAUGAGAAAGAAAGCUUUAUUUUUACAUUAUCGAAGUCAAUUCAGUACCCUUUUUAAAGGUGCCCAGGGCUACUAUAAAGACAUACUUUAGCCACAUUCAUUCCUGUAUUUACUCAUACAGAUAUUUCAUGAGAGCAAAAUGGCAGGGGAAGGCAAUGGCCCAGAAAUGUCCUCCUUCAAACGGGAUACAUCUAGCUGCAUCAGUUUCCCAGAUUAUGGCAGAAAGUCUACGAGAAGCUCAUGAGGCAGAGCAAAGAGGAGCAGCAAGUCACGGAAGUGGCUGUGUUAACAGUAUAGCAAUGAAGCAUUUUCCUUUCGAUGAGCAAGUACUGGAAUCUUACUGUAUGUUUGGGAACAUUUGGGGUCUCCCCACCUCACAAUAGGUAACCAGAGCAUAUCAGUAUCAGACAAAGACUCAUACGCCUAGCGCUAGAUCAGCAAACAAUGGCGCAGGUUUCCAGAGAAAGCCCCUCGGCCAUAGCUGUCAAGUGUCCCUUAUUUGAAGGGACAGUCCCUUAUUCCAGCGCCAUGUCCCGCUGCUGUCCCUUAUUGAUGGAUGUCCCUUAAAUGAUGUCCCUUAAAUGAUGUCCCUUAAAUUUCAAAGGAAGCAGCUCCUCUCCCUCCCUCCCUGCCAGCCAGGGAGGAGGGAGGCUCCAACUGUGUUGCUUGGCUGUGUUGCUCACCCAAUAAGAAGUCUAAGAACGACUGGGGGUGGAGCUUGCAUGCCUUGUGUGUGGCUAGUUAAUGCAAGCUGAGGGGGUUUUUGAAUGCUGGAUGACAUUUUGUUGCACGUGCUGCUGCAAACUUUGCAGUGCAAAGCCAGGCCCUUAAGCUGAGGCUGCAUAGGCCUUGUGGUGCAUGUGAUUCAGAUUCUAUUCAGUUGAACCUCUGGUUACAAAGUUGGUUGGACAGUGUUCUCGAAGCUACCCAGCAUGAGUUUGACCAGACUGCAGGAGGACAGGAAGACUGGAGUGCCUGGAACAGGUGAGGCUGCAGGUCCCUUAUUUUGGCUGCUGGUCCCUUAUUUUCAAGGCUGCUGGUCCCUUAUUUUCAAAUCUGUAAGUUGACAGCUAUGCCCUCGGCCCUAAAGUUGUUUUGCUUUCAGACGACUCGCAGCGUUCUCCUCCCAUCUCCAAAUUCAAAAUUACAGUGGUACCUUGGGCUAAGUACUUAAUUCGUUCCGGAGGUCCGUACUUAACCUGAAACUGUUCUUAACCUGAAGCACCACUUUAGCUAAUGGGGCCUCCUGCUGCUGCUGCGCUGCCGGAGCACGAUUUCUGUUCUCAUCCUGAAGCAAUGUUCUUAACCUGAAGCACUAUUUCUGGGUUUGCUGAGUCUGUAACCUGAAGCGUAUGUAACCUGAAGCGUAUGUAACCCAAGGUACCACUGUAUUAAAUUGGCUCCAAGCUGCUUUUCUGUACGACCUCACAUGAACUACAGUACAGGCUUUCUCUAUAUGACUUCCCCUCACAACUCAAAUCAGGAGUAUUAAACUAGCAAGUAUUACCUGGAGAGAGAUUCCCAAGUAUCAGAAGACUGUCUCCUAUAACUAGCUUCCAUUGAUCAUUCUGAGCUAUUAACAGUGCAUCAAACUAACCAAUGAUGAUAUCUCAGGCUCAGGAACCAAGAAGAAAAGAAAUUUUUAAAAAAUAUGGGAAAUGUUUAUAAUGUAUAUACAAAAUCAUUGUAAACAGGUUAAAACAUUGGCAGGGUUUUAAAUGCACUUGUAAUGUAAUGGAAACUACAGAUAAUUUAGGACGAUGAAGAUUUUAGACAAGUAUUGAUAUGCAGAUGAAAACAGAAUUAAGAGGACCCAUGGAUGGGUUGGAGAGGAAGUCAGGAGAUUCAGAAUAAUCUGAAUACGUGAAUGUGUAAGAUAUCUGGAUGUAACUUUAUCAUUAUUCUUUAUUGUUUCUCUUUCUUUCUUUCUUUCUUUCUUUUCUUUUUUAACAUUGGAAAUCAAAUUACAAAAUAAAAAUAAAAAUGAUGAUCUUUCAGGAUCCAUAACAAGACAUCUUUACUAAAGGUGUAGGGACAUCGUAGUUACAUUCUGCAUUGGGCACAGGAGUUAGGCUAGAUGAUAUCCAACUCCGUAUUUCUGUGAGGUAAAGUGAUGCCUUGUUGAUGCGGUGAAUGUAUCACCUUGUUUUGAGUUGUUUUGAUCUGAUGCAGCAAGAUCAAUAUUGCGGGUUUUUGCUUCUGUGCAGUUUUUGUUUCUUCUUUUUUUAUAUAAAAAAUGCUGGUAUAACAUCUUUCUUGAAUUCAGGUUUGUGAUCUUUUAUGUUUCUGGUAUGAACUGCUUUUCUAAAAAUAAGGUAAAACAGCUUAUCAACCUUAAGUAAAAAAAAAAAAUACUAGGAAGUAAAACAUUUUUCUUCUUUAAUAGGUACUCCUGGCGUCAUCAAAUGCGGGAAUUUAAGAGCGAAUACCGAGUUGUGGCCUUGGAUUUGAGAGGUUACGGAGAAACCGAUGCCCCUGCCCAGAGAGAGAAUUACAAGCUAGACUGUCUGAUUACAGAUAUAAAGGAUAUAUUGGAGUCUCUUGGUGUGUUAAUAGCAUCCAAGCUGCCCAGCUUAUAAUAAUCCUAAAAUGGGGAACGCUAACAUUUUCCCUUUAGCAAAUUCUCGUUUCAAUAUGGCUGUUCAUGUGUGCAGUGCAUGCUAUUUUUCUUAAUUUAAAUCUUAAUUCGGGAAAAUUGGGGUGGAUUUUUAAAAGCCGCGAUUCUUGAGCUGUUUAUCAAAAAUUCCUUACUUGAAUCGGGAUGAAAGCGUCAACACAUGCAGUGCUCACAUGCUGGGAGUUAAAUGGAAAGGUCUUUCUCGACAAUAAAGCCCAGUAGAAAGACAGCCAGAAUGCAUUUGCUCCAGGUAGACCACCCGUUGCACGGAAACUACAAUUUAUCCAGCAGCAAAUCCGCAUUAAGUUGCCAAUGGGAAAAUGCAAUUCUCUCCCACACCCUGAGCAAAUGCAGUUUCUAUGGGGAAGAUGACUGUAAUUCGUUUACAGGCACUUACUGGUUUGAUGGCCAGCGCCACAGCUUUCCCCAACCUACAUAAAUUCUUGGAUGGCUGCUUAAGCAGAGAAAAACUCCUCUCCCUCAGCUUCCUCGAGGGUCGUGCUGUUUCAUUCUUCUGCGCUGGAACACAGUCUUUUGAUAUGCCCCCCUCCCCCCCAAAAAGAGGAGCUGUGUAUGUGUGGGAAUGAAAAGCAGGAAGGCCAUCUCCACAUAGCAAGACUAUCCCUGCCCUCAACCAAACAACAUACAAAUGAGUUGCUUGCAAGUAUUGUAUUUGCGAUGAAAGAAAGCACAUAUCUGUGAGGAUACAGAGCCUAAGGUAAAUUGAGGUAGAUGUUAAGCGUCUGGAAAAGGCCAAACGUUUCUAUCUGUCGGACCGACAGAUAUGAAACCACAACAAGCAUCUCAAUCCAUAAGACAGAAGGUUGUAAAAGGGGCUUCAUUUUUUGUCCUACCGGCAAUCCCCAUAACCCAUCCUGCCCAGCCCUGCUGCUUGAUCAACCCUGGCACCUUCAUUUCCAUACCUGUCCCUCUUAAUAAUAGCCCUUUGCUUGCUUCAUUGAGUCCCACCAUGCUUCUCAAUGAUGCUUUGGCUCCUGGUCUUAACGCAACUUUUAUUUAUUCACCCCCAGCUCAGAUUGAUUCCUGGCACACUGGGGUCUGCGGCCUUGAUGCCAUCUUGGGCCCUGCCUUGCUUUCUGAUAAGCAAGUUGGUGGGAUCUCCAAAGUUUCGUUCUUGACAUCUGAAUCUCUUGCUCAUGCCGCAUCAGAACAGGGACAGUCUGUAUCUAAUCAAUCCUCCUGCUAGCUGCUUUCAUCAGAUAUGUCCAGUGACCAUCUAUUUGUGAAAGUAUUGACAUUUUACACUUGUGGCUCCAGUGCUGUAGAAUGGGGUCCCUCUAGAGCUGAGGAACGGUGACUGCAUUCCUGAAGAACUCCGAAACCUUUCUUGUAGCCUUUUGUGACUUCUUCCUAGAGCAGGGGUGUGGAACCUGCAGCCCUCCACAUGUCGUGGGACCUCAGCUCCCCUCGCCCCAGGUAGCAUAGCCAGUGAUCAGGGAUGAUGGGAAUUUUAGCAACAUCUGGAGGGCCACAGGUUCCCCACCUCUCCCUCGAGGGACUUUUCUGACUGGCUGAUGCAUUUUCUUGUAAUUUUUAAAAAUAUAUUUCUCCUGGUCGUAUAAUAUUGCAGCCUAUUUUCCCACCCAUGUUGUUAUAAGUUGAUAAAGGGACGUGGGUGACGCUGUUGUCUAAACCACUGAGCCUCUUAGGCUUGCCGAUCGGAAGGUCUGUGGUUCAAAUCCACACAAUGGACUAAGCUCCCGUUGUUCUGUCCCAGCUUCUGCCAACCUAGCAGUUCUAAAGCACACCAUUCCAAGUAGAUAAAUAUGUAUCGCUGUGGCGGGAAGGUAAACGGCAUUUCUGUGCGCUUUGGCACUCCUCACGGUGUCCUGUUGCGCCAGAAGUGGUUUACUCAUGCUGGCCACAUGACCCGGAAAAGCUGUCUGCGGACAAACACCGGCUCCCUUGGCCUGAAAAGCGAGAUGAGUGCCGCACCCCGUAGUUGCCUUUGACUGGACUUAACCGUCCAGGGUUCCUUUACCUUAUAAGUUGCUCUAAAACACGUGCUGGAAUAUAAAUAAACUCCAGUUACGAAAGAGGGGGGAAAGGGCUCUUAAGAAAUUUCCCACCUUGUUGCUAUGUUGUAUCCCGUGAUUCUGAAAGCAGUUUAUUAAUAGAAGCGCCCACCUAGCGUGGUAUGAAUAAUUUGCCAAGGGGUGAGUUGGGGGGGGGGGUGGAAUUGAGAUGUUGCUACCAGACAUACUGCAACUUCUACUGUCAUUCCCUUUGAUGUGAUAAUGUAUUUGGAUGUAACUGCUGGUAAACAACUAUCAGAAAUCUAUUUUUAAAUAACAGGGUACAGCAAGUGCGUGCUGAUUGGUCACGACUGGGGUGGAAUGAUUGCUUGGCUAGCUGCUAUUUGUUACCCAGAAAUGGUGACGAAGCUGAUUGUUGUGAAUUUCCCCCAUCCUUCAGUUUUUACAGGUAAGUUUUGGGGGAGAUGGGAUCCAAUGUUCUAUCUGCCUGUAGCAUUCUCAUCUUUAAGCAGAGAUGUGUGGUGCUGUUUUUUCUAGAAAAAAGAGGUGCUAAGCCCCGGUGCCAAGUUAAGAACAGAGUGGAUUUGAAUUGGAAGAAUAAAUAUAUCCAGGUGCGACAAGCCAUUAGAGAAAAUGGUAGAGCAAACUGCUUCAGAAAAAUAAGUACAUAAAAAAGCCACAUUGGUUCAUACCAAAGGCCCAUCUAAGUCAGUAUUCUGCUCACUCAGUGGCUCACCAGUAGCCAAUAGGAAAUAUUCAAACCCGGACUUCCGGGUUGGCGCCAUCGCCGAAUGGCGGACUCCCUCCGAGCUCCGGAGGGAGUCUGCUCGGCAGGGGCUGGGUCCUACCGCGCCGGCGACGCGGGGACCCUUCAAAAACCACGGGCACGGAGUCCGUGGACAUGGGUGACUCGGCUUGCACCAUUAGCGCCCUCCCGACUCGUGAAGGAGCCUUUUUAAAGGCUUCGGAUCGGGUGCCGGGGAGUGGCGUGGUGCUUUGAGUCUUCUGCUUUCCCUGCCGAGCGCAGCCGCAUGCCAUUCGACGGAGAGCGCUGACUUCUUCUAUUGAAAAUUUGGGCUAUUAACAACAACCCGUGAGUAAUUGGGAAACCGGGUACAAAAUUUCGGAUUUGGCACGAGCGGGGGUGAUUUAAAAAGGAAGUCAAUCCCCCCCCCUACUGUAAGCAUUUCAAAACAAGGACUGGGUAACCAAGGUCCAAAGGGAAGUAUAUUUUUGAUAAAAAUCAUUAAUUUCACGAGGGGAAAUUAUAAGAACUGUGCUGGAGGAGAAGAGUGGAGGGUGAGACGAAAAAUGCAACCCCCCCCCUGGGAACCGGGGCGAUUCGUGGAGCCUGGUGAAGAGAGACGGAGACUUUGACAGCUGUCAAAGUGGCUGUCAAAGUUGGAGAAUAUAAAGAGGACUUUGUUAUGAGGACUUUGCCGGUUAAUUUUGCUACAAUUUGCUACAAUAUGGAUAUAAACUGUUGGAAAAUAAGCAACAAUUUGACUUUUGGAUUAGAGGAUACAAAGUUAUUACAAUCCCCUAGAGGGGUUUCGGGAUAUUACAAGAACGGUCGUAAGUGGAAAAAUACUCUGGGAUUCGCACAGGACUUGUUAUCUUCUGGGAAAGCUGCAAAACUGAAAUAGUAUUUUGUCUACAGAGGUAUUUACAUUAAAGGAGACAAUAGAAUUUUCUAUUGAAGAAAGGAAGGGACUGGACGUAAGUUUUUGUUCCUGAAUAACAAACCUCUGCAGAGAUACCAGAUUUCUGAAUUAGAAAGUUUUAGCAGCUGAACAGGACAAGAAACCUGAGAAAGUGAGGAAAAGAAGAACAAAGGACUGAUUACGACACGGAAAGAACAACGGGAGGAGUGGUAAAGAUCAAGGAAAUUAAAGACCUUUGUUAGAUUGGACACUUGAAGUUACAUAUUAUUAAUAAAUUAAAAGAAAACCGGCAAGAUGGAAUCGGGGAGAAAUUUGGUCAUGAAUUGAGACUUCCAAGCCGAUAAUGCAUAGACUGAUGGAUAUGGGGAAUUCAAACCGGGGAAGGGGGGGGGGGAGAUUUGAAAUCCAAAGGCUGUGUAACCAUCUUUUGAAUUUUUCUAUAUCUUUUAUGUAUUUAUUUUUUACAUAACUUACGCAUGUCAUUUUAUUUUGAUUGGACGUGUUUAAAAAAAGGGAAUUCGUGGAAGGAACUGGGGUGGAUCUUGGGGAAAAUCUUUUUACUUUUCUUGUUAAUGAUGUGGGACGGUGGUAAGAUUUGUACAAUUCAAUUUGGAUAGUGGGUUAAACAAAUUAAGCUUCAAAUUGGGAGUGAGAGCUUGUAGAACUAAAUUAAGGAAAGGGGAAUACAGUCGGGGGGGGAGGGGGGGAGUCCCAGAAAGUAGGCAAUGAAAGUAAGGUUUUUAAAUAUCUUUUUUUCUUUUUCUUUUUCUCUUUGUAUUUUUAUAUUUUUGGAAAUUUUAAUAAAUAUGAUUUAAAAAAAAAAGGAAAUAUUCAAACCCAUACGUGCUUAGCACUUGUGACUCCCAGCAGCUGCUUUUCAGAGGUAUAAUGCUUCUGAGACCAGCGUGGAUUUGAUUUAAAUCAAAUCAAUUUAAAUCACGAUUUAAAUCACUUUUUACAGAAAGACUCAUUCUUGCUGGUAGAAUCUUAAUAUUUACAACCAGAUGAAGGGUUUCAUUUUUGGAAUAAUAAAUUUUCAGAGUAGUUUUUACAGUUAUAUCAAAAGUUACUGAUUUGGUUAUACUAUUAGAAAUACAUAGACAGAUAAUCAUGAAAUUAUUGUGAGGUUUAAUAAGUUAACUUUAUAUUUGGAUAACUUUUCUGCUGUACUUUAUUGGAAGGAGAAAAAUAAUCAUUUCCUUAAUAACAAUUUAAACAAUUUAUUGAACUAAAACAAUAACAUUAUAGCAUAUGAAUCUAUGUUUGUUAACUGAUGUGGUUAAACAAUUUUUAAAAAAAACUUAGACUGAGUUUUAGCACACAUGGAAAACUUAAAUCCUUAUUUCCUGUUGAAUAGCCUUUGGGCUAUAAUGUAACAUAAAGAGAAAACUAUAUUUAGAAAGAUUUUCCCUCCAAAAGCAUUUAUUUUAAAAAUCCGAUUUAAAUUUUAAAAAAUCUUUUUAAUUUUUUUAAAAAAUCAUUGAUUUUUAUCCACCCUGUCUGAGACUGAACAUACAGUACAAAGUGUCAUGACUAAUAGGCAUCGAUAGCCCACGUGGUCAGAAUGAAAGGGAGGUUCAAGUCGGCAGGACCUAGGGUUGCCAUAUUUCAAAAAGUGAAAACCAGCUUUUUUAAAGACUUCCCUAUGAUCCAGGACAAAGCACCACCUUUCGGAAAUUCCCGAAAGCUUAGCACUUCUGUGUUCACUCCCUCUUGCUUCUGUAAGAUUAAGGAGAAAAUAAGGUAUACGAGCUGCGAUCCUAAGUGCAGUUCCUAGAGAAUAAGUCUCAGUGAACGUGACUGGACUUCCUUUCUGGGUAAAUGUGCAUAGGAUCUGCAACAUUACUAAUUCCUAGGUACAAAAGGAUCUUAACAUUUUAUCAUAAUUCAAGAUCAUCAGCUUUUCAUUUCAAUUCACAGGUGUGUUUCCCUUUUCAUCAUCAUCAUCAUCAUCAUCAUCAUCAUUUAUUUGCCUUUCCACAAAAUUGUGCCCAAAGUGCCUCACAGCAUAUGAAAUAAGCCAUAAUAAAUACACCAAGCUAAAAAAAACCAACCCCAAACAUGUCUUUUCUUUUCAAGAAUACAUUCUACGACAUCCAUCACAAAUGAUUAAAUCUGCCUACUACUACUUCUUCCAAAUGCCAUGGUUUCCUGAACUUAUGUUUACGAUAAAUGAUUUUAAGGUAAGUGUGCUGAGAGAGAGAAUUUGUAUCGCUUAUGGAAACAUUUCUGCGCAGAAAGGAAAGGUAUGUUUUUAAUGCUUCCAACCCGGGAUGGACAGAUUUCCUUGGCACUACAUUGAAUACAAACCCACAGGCCCCAACACAUUCCAGAACACCUUGGAACUGAUUCAGAGCUAGGGAAAUUUGAAUUGGUCCACAUUUAUCAGCUUUGCAGUUUCCAAAACAAUAUGCAGACUGAAACAGACCUAUCCUUCAAAAUUUUCACUUACCCCAAUUUUGCAAUGCAGUUCUCCAACCAGUAUUUACAAAGACACAUAUUUAUGGGGAAAGUGCACCUAAAAAUGAAAAUAUUCAUGAAAAGAAUAUACCGUAUUUUUCGCCCUAUAGGACACACUUUUUCCCCUCCAAAAAUGAAGGGGAAAUCUGUGUGCGUCCUAUGGGGCGAAUACAGGCUUUCGCUGAAGCUUGGAGAGCGAGAGGGGUCAGUGCGUACCGACCCCUCUCGCUCUCCAGGCUUCAGGAAGCUAUCAGCAAGCCUGGGGAGCCUGCGGGAGUUCCCGCAGGGCUCCCUACGCUGCGGAUAGCAGCCUGCUGCACGGAGCGUGGGGCGCGCUGAAGCAGAGCGCCCCGCGCUUCGGGCAGACAUCGGCCAGCCCCACAACCUCGGGGGACAGCGGGGAGGCGCAGCGCCGCCAUCCUGCUGUUCCCCGACCUGGUUUCGGGGGGGAAAUAAAGGAAAAAUUUUUUUCCUUUAUUUCCCCCCCAAAAAACUAGGUGCGUCCUAUGGGACAGAGCGUCCUAUGGGACAAAAAAUACGGUACAGAAAUGCAUUAUAUUAGGGAAAACUCACAAAAAUUUGUACGUGAGACAAAACUGCAUAUAAAAAUGUGUCUAUCAUGUGGAUUUUUUAAAAUACAAAAAUGCUAAUUGCUGGAAAAUGUGGAAAAUUGCAGAUUGGGGAAAAAUGAGAAACUGGGAAAAGUGAAAUUGAAAUUGAAAUAUGCUUCCAUACUUAUUCAGCAUAGCCUGUUCUUACCUUGCUUCAGUAGUUUUUAAAAUAAUCAACUGGGGGUUCAUUUUUUGAAAUCACGUACUUCUGUAAAGUUGGGGGUUCCACUGAGGCGGCUGAUGCCACCUUAUUGUCCAUAACCUCUGAAGAUGGGAAAUAGAGGUAUGAUAACAAAAGUACUUAUGAAUGAGAACUGUCUAGUAAUUUUGGACAGAUUUAAUUUUUGUUACUUAUUUGUUGCCAUAGAUUCUGAAAAGCCUCUUUACUGGCCAGUCAAGUGGAACUGGAAGGAAGGGCUGCAGGCUAACAACGGAAGAUAUUGAAGCUUACCUAUACGUAUUCUCCCAACCAGGUGCACUAACCGGUCCCAUUAAUCACUAUAGAAACCUUUUCAGGUCAGUCUAUUGUUCUUUGAUCAAUCACAUAAUACGAGACACUGUUCACAAGCACAACCUAGAGGUGUUCGGGUACAGAGUAUGGCUUAAUUUAGGUGCAGAAGUCAUUACCGUGCACUAUACACUGUGGGUUAAACCACAGAGCCUAGGACUUGCCGAUCAGAAGGUCGGCGGUUCGAAUCCCCACGACGGGGUGAGCUCCUGUUGCUCGAUCCUAGCUCCUGGCAACCUAGCAGUUCGAAAGCAUGUAAAAGUGCAAGUAGAUAAAUAGGUACCGCUCCAGCGGGAAGGUAAACAGCGUUUCCGUGCGCUGCUCUGGUUCGCCAGAAGCAGCUUAGUCAUGCUGGCCACAUGACCCGGAAGCUGUACGCUGGCUCCCUCGGCCAAUAAAGCGAGAUGAGUGCCGCAACCCCAGAGUCGGUCAUGACUGGACCUAAUGGUCAGGGGUCCCUUUACCUUUACCUUUAUACAUGGGAACAGAAACAUAGCAGUCACUUCUCACAGCACUGAAAGAGAUAAAAUGGGAGUGUUUGGUGGCCUUAUUGUGAAUUUUCUACCUUGAAACUCAGUUCAGACUCUCUUAAAUGCCUCUGGGGCGUGGGGGAGGAAGGACAAAACUAGUUUGGAAAUGGAUGUUCAGCCAGGGGGUAUAUGACUUUUCUUAAUGUGAAAUUAUCUAGAGGAGGGAGGAUGGUAAAUGUUAUGUAUGCAGCGUAGGCUAAGCCCAGGCUGCAUGCAUUCCAUUGCAGACUUACUUCUUGAUGUCUCCUGGAGCGCAGGAGCUUCAGCUGCAGAACAAAAGUCGGGAAGGAUUCUAAAACGCUCCAGUGGUAUUUGCUGGUAGCUGGCAAGCAGCCAAUCCCUGCUGCGAUAGGGCCGGUGUUGUGAUUUGCUAGUUGCAGCAUAAGGCCACCUAUCACAGGCAGGCUGGGCCGGCUUAAGGUAUAUAUACUGGGCCAAGUGCCCCCAUUUGUCAUUCUUGUUCCUGAUGCGUCAUUAAAUUCUCUUGAGCUGAACCUAGGCCUCGAGUCCUGCACGAACCCACCUACCCUUCAGUAAUGUCACUUGAAAGUUGCGGUCUAAUUUGCCUUUAAUACGGGAUGAGUUUAUAUGAAGUGAAAAGCCCUGUUUUCCUUUCUUCCUUAUAAAUAUGUCCUCAUGCGACAUAACUGGGAUAUAGGCUGAUAACCAAUUGUGGCACACUUGCCUAGUGGACUUCUGCUUGUGCAACUAGCACUCCCCAUUCCUGCCUUCCCAUGUGCUCCUGAAAUCCGCUCCAUAGGGUUCUCCAACCCUCUGGAGCAGAUGGGGGUUGCAUUGCCACAAGAGAGAGAAAGGAGCAGUUCAACUCUGGUCACACAAAGCUAGUAGUAGCCCCAGAUUGUAUUUUGUAUCCCUACAUGAAUCGAAAGAAGGUAGGUCCAGAUAAACAUGGCAGUGCAGAAAUAUAUACAGACCUGUGUCCACACUGGCUACACAAGUUAGCCUGAUUUCAGGUUGGAUCUCUCUUGGUGGAUUGAAGUGACAGACUAUGAAAUGGAAUUAAACCUGAUCUGUUUGUCCCGAUUUUUAAAAUAAUAAGAUCUUUAUUUUCUUUUAUUUUUUUAAAGUUGCCUGCCUCUGCAGCACCAUGAGGUCACCAUGCCCACUCUGUUGCUGUGGGGAGAAAAAGAUCCCUUCAUGGAGGUUGAGAUGGCAGAAAUCACAAGGAUUUAUGUAAAAAAUCAGUUUAGACUUACGAUUCUGUCCGAAGCCAGCCACUGGCUCCAACAAGAUCAGCCUGACAUUGUGAACAAGUUGAUAUGGACUUUCCUGAAAGAAGAGUCAAGAAAAAGAGAGUGACUGUUGUUGUUUUUUGCUGGCACAAUCUAAAUGUUAAAAUUAAUUGUGAUCAGGGCCAUAUUUGCAGCAAACCUUAGACCUGAGCUCUGCUAGAGAAAAUGUUUUUCAAUGUACUGUACGUAUUGAUGCCAAUGUUAUUACAAGAAGGUGGUGUAAGACUCUGUAAUGUUAAUGUUGGUUUUACCUGUAUUCUGUAUUUUGCACAUGAAACACUUGCCUUAAAAAUGUUUGUGCUUGUACAAUAAGGAACUCAUAGAAAGUUGCUUAGUUUUGGUUACUCACUUGCUUUAAAAUUCUAAUGUGUGGUGCCUUCAACAAAUUUAUAAUGAUUAAUCAGUGCAGGGGUACCAGAUGUAAAAGAGGUUAUUAUUGGUAUGAUGAUCAAUUUUCAUUCUACUGGUUGGAAUUUUUUUUACUGUAUUUUUACCAUUAAAAAUGUUAACAGGUCUUUUGGUCUACAUAUUACUGCAAAAGCCUAAAGAAAACAAAACUUGUGUCUGGGCACAUUUUGAGAUCCUAAAGUGACAAAUCAGAUGUAAUUGUGCUAAGUUGAUAGCUGCUUGUCCGGUGAUGUAAACUGGGGAAAAAACCUAGGAUGUAUACACAUAGUGUUUCAACAACUAAAAUAGAGAAUGAAGAACUAUGAUGACGACUUAUGUAUCCUAGUAUUUGCCUUGUUCUAAUAAACUGCAACUGACUUGGUGCCCUGUACCCAGC
Messenger RNA from Podarcis lilfordi (Lilford's wall lizard), 26849 nucleotides. The record is from the annotation of a GenBank genome assembly. NCBI's taxonomy places the organism in Eukaryota, Metazoa, Chordata, Lepidosauria, Squamata, Lacertidae.